AUGACAGAAAUGGAGGUGGUCGCAGUCGAUUCAGCGGAGAAAGAAAAGUCGGGAGAGGUGAGUUUCCCACACUCGAGUUUAGUGGGUGAACUAGAGGAAAUCAGGAUCAGCAUUGAGGAAAUCCCCAGCGGGAAGAGAUGGAUGAGCAUAAAAUUUCGGUCCGGUAUAAGAGCAAACAUGAAGAGGCUCUGA
This is a messenger RNA of Haemonchus placei, 192 nucleotides long. The record is from the annotation of a GenBank genome assembly. NCBI's taxonomy places the organism in Eukaryota, Metazoa, Nematoda, Chromadorea, Rhabditida, Trichostrongylidae.